Molecule: messenger RNA, 1760 nt
Organism: Calypte anna (Anna's hummingbird)
Lineage: Eukaryota; Metazoa; Chordata; Aves; Apodiformes; Trochilidae
Product: proline-rich protein 36-like
Exons: 3
Coding region: 1-1482 (493 amino acids)
Source: RefSeq, a predicted model, not a curated record
AUGCAGCUUAAAAUUCACUUCUGCGUGGGAAGAACUCGAGCAUGGGAGCCCCCAGCAGAUGAAGUGGAGUCCUGGAUGCUCACAAAUGCCUGCACACUUCCCACACCUUGGGAGAAAAUUAGUUUUGAAAGAGAUAAUGGCUGGCAGCGGAGCACAGGGGAGAGCUUGUGGGCUGCGCUUCUCUACCCGCUCCUGAAUCGAACCGUUGUUCCCCCUGCCGCAGUGGCGGAGCUGCUCGGCGGCAGCGCACCCCCGGUAACCCCCACCCCUCCUCCCCGCACCACCGCUGCUGCUGCCGCCGGCCGUCCGGGCGCGCGCGGGGGGCGCGGAGCGGCGGGUCGGGGGCGCGCGCUGACAUUCCGAUGCGGUGAGGCAGCCGCGUCCCGGCCCUCCCCCGCCCCGGCCCGCGCACGGCGAUGGCGCUGGACCGGCUCCCGCAGCCGGGGACGGCUCCGUUCCUCAGCGGAGCGGAGGCGCGAGGCUGGGGCGCUUAGGCGAGCGGAGGUAGGACGACGUUCCGCGGAAAACUCCAGCAGGCAGCUUCCCACCAGGGGAGCGUGCGACCUGCGGCGGGACGGGACCCGGGGUGCGCUCGCUCGCUUCGGUGAUCCCCUUUGCGGGCGUCGUCUGCUCUUUUAUGAAGCAGUCAGGCACAGAGGGAACCGGGGAGGAGUUGGGGGGGGAAGCCUCUGGGUUUGUAGCUUAGGAGCACUGCUGCCGGCAGGGCGACCCGCCAAAUCCGCACGACGUGGAGUUUGCUCAAACGCCGCCCGGCGCGACUGGAGCGGCGGUGGGCGGCUGCCACGGAGCACACGUUUCCCGAGGCGCCGGCAGACGCGGUGCUUCGGGCGCGGGGCCGGGCCUCGGCUGCCGAGGGGCUGCAACCCCAGCGUGCGUUUCACUCCCCAUGCCCGCCUCUCUCCUAUGCUUGUGCGAGCGCGGGGCUGCCGUCGGGCAAGACGAGGAGGAGCUGCUCUCAGCAGCCUCGCCCGCAUCUCGCCUGUCUCGCGAGCAAGCACGUUCCCAGCGACCGAUCCCGGGAGCGACCCUCCCGGGCCAGAAGUUUCCCCCCUGCCCCCACGCCACCGAGGAGGGGAGGUCCCGGGGGAACACCCCCCCGCGUUCUCUCUCCCAGCGGCUGACUCAGGCGGCCCCGCGGAACCUCCCUCCCUCCGUCCCUCCCGGCGGGGCGGUGCGCGCACCCAGGCCCCUCCCCGCCGAGGUAGGCGCCUCGCUCGCGGUGGUUGUGGAGCGCUAGCGAGUGGGGGUGGUCCUGUCCCGCGGAUCUCUUCACCGCCGUGGCCCCGUCGCCGCUGGAGUCACCGGACGGCCACAGGAGGAGGAUGUCGGGGGGACGCUGAAAGAAACCCAGCUUUUUGGAUGCCCUUUGGGUGGGGAGAUGCAUCUUUGGUUUGGAUUAUGUGUUUGCUCAUCUUCUGCAAUCUGAGGCAACAGUGUGUGAAGUGUGCAUGCUACAUGUGACAGAAGAAACGAGCACAGAAACAAGGCAAAUGGCUACAUCAUAAGAAGCUGAUUUAAAUAUGUUUGUGUUUCAUGCCACUAAUCCAAGGCUGGGAAAGCCUAGUAGCCCAACUGUUAAAAAAAUUACUUUGUUUUAAAACCCAGGUCAAAACCAACGAGUAGUCAGUUUAUAUUUUACCAUGUGUUCCCUGAUUAUUUAGCACUGGAUCUUUUAUUACACUGAAAUAAUGGUGUGAGGAUUGGUAGGCAGCAUCCCACCUCCCCCUAUUCCCCAACAC